AUGACAACCAGAACUUUCAAACAAUUGAUUCCAUUGAAUGCCGACCAUUUCUAUGCCAUAACAGACACUGCCCAUUUUGAAGAGUUCAAUGGCACUCAGAUGGACCAGAAGAAGAUCCGUAUCGUAGAGGAACGUGAAGAUGCCAACUCAAUAUAUAGGACAUUGUCAAUUCAACCAAAGUCCAAACCAAUGCCAGCAAUAUUGUCCAAGCUUGUUGGUUCCGAUCCAGACUUGUCCUACAUCCAAAUGCAGGUAAAGUCAAAGACCAAGAGAGAGUUGGUAUUCAAGAAUGAAGCUGGUAUUAUGAAGGACUAUAUUCAUAUCAAUGGUGUUAUUAGUGUUGAACCAGUUGAUGAAAACAGCUGCUACAAGGUGAUCCAGAUCACAUAUAACUUCACAGGACCUUUGUCAUGGUUCUCGAGCAGACUCGAGAAGAACGUGUCUGCCGAGCAACAAAAGUCCAUGGACAUGAUGCCAUCCAUCGUCACUGCCUACUUGCAACAUCUCAAGGAGAAUGGAAUGUACAUCACAUCCAAUGGCGCUGUCAAGAUCACUCCACUUCCUGCUUCUGUUGCACCAUCGUCCGAGUCCAACGCAACAUCCCGAUCAACCUGUCCAUCGAGUGUCUCACCGAUGCUGGAUAGCACCAGCACCACAAAGGCCACAGCAGUUGCCGCUGCAGCUCAAUAG
Molecule: messenger RNA, 690 nt
Organism: Acytostelium subglobosum LB1
Lineage: Eukaryota; Evosea; Eumycetozoa; Acytosteliales; Acytosteliaceae
Exons: 3
Coding region: 1-690 (229 amino acids)
Source: RefSeq, a predicted model, not a curated record